Messenger RNA from Pleuronectes platessa (European plaice), 2701 nucleotides. RefSeq names its product chloride anion exchanger. NCBI's taxonomy places the organism in Eukaryota, Metazoa, Chordata, Actinopteri, Pleuronectiformes, Pleuronectidae. The transcript has 21 exons. Gene Ontology annotation, molecular function: oxalate transmembrane transporter activity; sulfate transmembrane transporter activity; bicarbonate transmembrane transporter activity. Gene Ontology annotation, biological process: transmembrane transport. Gene Ontology annotation, cellular component: membrane. The record is from RefSeq and is a predicted model, not a curated record. The coding region runs from base 230 to 2491 and encodes 753 amino acids.
UAAAACGCUGUGUCUUCACCCCCAGCAGGUACUUGAUCUGGGAGAUGAAAACAUGCACGGCCGCUGCUGUAGUGAAGCCUCGCACCAGAGGCUCUGUGAGGUAGAUCGCCACGAAACCAAACCGGAGAAGACCGAAGACGAACUGGAAAAAAAGGAAACCAUAAUAAAGAAAGAGAGUCACAUACAGUAGAGGAGAGAGAUCAGCGGUCAUCCAGGCGGCAGAGGCGAAAUGAUGCGACCGGGAGCCAAGCAGUAUGUGGUGGCCAGGCCUCUCUACUCGGAGGACUCCUUCACCGGGGAGUACGAGAGGGUCCACCGACAGCGCAAGACCAUGCUGAACCACCUCAAGCAGUACUUCACAUGUGACGCCAAGCGGGCCAAGAAUGCAGCGCUCUCUCUCCUGCCGGUAAUUGGCUGGAUGAAAAUGUAUCAGUUCAAAGAAUGGCUGCUCAAUGACAUCGUGUCCGGGGUCAGCACUGGACUGGUCGCUGUCCUGCAAGGUCUCGCCUACUGUCUGCUGGCCUCCCUGCCACCCUGGUAUGGACUCUUCUCUGCCUUCUUCCCUGUCAUCAUCUACUUCUUCCUGGGCACUUCCAGGCACAUCUCAGUGGGUCCCUUCCCAGUCUUGUGUCUGAUGAUCGGCUCAGUGGUCACCAGGCUGGUCCCAGACGAGGGUCCGGCCUUCAACAUCACCGCGUUCGAAGGCCUGACGAUGGACGAUCAGCGAGUGCUGGUGGCUUCUUCUGUGACCUUCCUCGUCGGCAUCAUGCAGCUGGCGAUGGGCAUUAUGCAGGUAGGCUUCGUAGUCAUGUACCUGUCAGACACUCUGGUGUCCGGCUUCACCACAGCAGCUGCCAUCCACAUCCUGGUGUCCCAGCUCAAGUUUGUGCUGGGGCUGCAAGUCCCAGGCUUGAGUGGACCACUCUCCAUCAUAUACACCCUGGAGAUCAUCUUUGGAAAGAUCACCUCCACCAACAUCUGUGACGUGGUGAUCUCCUUGGUCAUCAUGGUGGUGGUCUUCAUCGUAAAGGAGCUAAAUGACAGAUUCAAAUCCAAGCUGCCGGUGCCCAUCCCCAUUGAGGUUAUUAUGACCGUUAUUGUAUGUGGAGUUUCAUAUAGCUUUGACUUCAAGACGCGAUUUGGCGUUGAUGUUGUGGGCCAUAUUCCAAAAGGGUAUGAGGCUCCGAUGGCUCCAAACCUGCAGAUCUUCCAGGACACAGCAGUUGAAGCGUUUCCUAUGGCCAUAGUGGGCUUUGCUGUGGCUUUCUCUGUGGCAAAGGUCUACUCUGUAAAACAUGAUUACACCAUAGAUGGAAAUCAGGAGCUCAUAGCCUUUGGAGUUGGCAACAUCUUCGGAGCUUCCUUCAAGUCUUUUGCUGCGAGUACAGCUCUGUCCAGGACCGCAGUGCAGGAGAGCACAGGAGGCAAGACUCAGAUAGCUGGUUUACUGUCAGCUGUCAUAGUGAUGAUCGUCACCUUGGCCAUAGGAUUCCUACUAGAGCCACUCCCUAAGUCUGUGCUAGGUGCUGUCGUUAUCGUCAAUCUAAAGGGCAUGCUGAUGCAGGUCAGAGAAAUCCCAUACCUGUGGAGAAGGGACAAACCAGACUGUGUGGUGUGGUUGUGUACCUGUAUUGCCUCCAUCUUACUGGGGCUGGAUCUUGGACUGGCUGCAGGCCUCGGUGUGGAGCUGAUCAGUGUGGUUCUCAGGACUCAAUUCCCUCGCUGCAGUCAGCUGGCCAACAUCAGAGGAACAGAUAUCUACAAAGACAGAAAGGACUACAUCGAUAUAUACGAGCCAGAGGGAGUGAAGAUCUUCAGGAUACCGUCGCCAAUUUUCUUUGCCAACAUUGAAUUCUUCCGGAACAAGCUGGUGGAAGCUGUUGGAUUUAACCCACUAAGGGUGCUGAGAAAGAGAAAUAAAGCCCUCAGGAUGAUCCGGAGGCUUUUAAAGACAGGGGACCUGCAGUGGACAGCAAAAGGCUUCUUGAAUAGCUCUUGUGGACCGAUCAAGGAAUCAGAGGAUGAGAGCACCAUAGAGGAGCUGGACCAGCCGACCGACUUCAAGGACCUUCCUGCCCGGAUCGACUGGAACGCCGAGCUUCCAGCCAACAUAAUUGUUCCGAGAGUGGACGUCCACAGCCUCAUCCUGGACUUUGCUGCGGUUUCCUUCCUGGACAUCUCUGCCCUGAAGGGGCUCAAAACGUUGCUAAAAGAGCUGAUCCGGGUUGAAGUUCAGGUCUUCAUUGUGGCUUGUGAUCCUUACAUCCUGGAGAAACUGCACGAUUGUUGCUUUUUCGAUGAUGAAGUUCAGCCAUCGAUUUUCUUCCUGACCCUGCAUGACGCCAUGCUGCACAUCCUCGAGAAACACCCAGAGGCCGCAGAGAAGAAAUCCGACUACGACAAGAUUAUGACAUCAGUAACAGUUCACUACCCUGGAGGCGGUUUGAGGAGCCGAGAUAGAAAAGCAUCAGAUCCAGAAACCAGGUUCUAACAUCUGGAUGAGAAGAUGACGAAGUCCAUCAAAACGACCAAAGACAAAAAGAGUGACUGUUUUAUAUAUCAUGCUGUAAAAAACACUGAUGCGAUGAAUAAUGAAAUACUGCACUUGGCUUUAUUUAUCUGACAAUCAGCGUUAACCUAGUAUAUGGUAGUUACUGUGAUGUUAAGGAAACAAAUUUACACUAUAUUAUUGUUUUUUACA